Molecule: messenger RNA, 1432 nt
Organism: Physella acuta
Lineage: Eukaryota; Metazoa; Mollusca; Gastropoda; Physidae
Source: RefSeq, a predicted model, not a curated record
AAUUUGAUACAUGGUAUAUACCAGUACACAGACAGGACGUCUACAGACGCAGUUCUGCACCAGGCUGUUGAUACUCAAGGCAUGGAAACUUCAAACGAAAAGGAAGAACAACAAUUGGAUUCAAAGCUUAUAGAUGAAACAACUAAGUGUAGGACCAAACACGUUUUUCAUCCAGGAAAACACGACGCUGAAGUGUGCUAUGGAGGAGAAGCUGAUCUACACAAACAUAUGACUGGCUGUGAGAAGAAUCCAGGUCACAAAGGUUUUAUACCUCUUAAAGAUUUCAACUUAAAUUGUCUCCCCUCGCGUUACCAUGACGACGACCUCAUGUCUGAGACAAUCAAAACAUUGGCAGCCCUAACUGUCCAGAUAAAGACUAAAUUCACCAGUCUAGAGAGACCAGAGUUUUACCCAGACACUCAAGUUCCAUAUCCAUGUUAUAAUGACAGAGGAAGUCACGUGUUAAGGCUGGGGACUGGGAGAGUUUAUAGCGUUGAAAAGUACACAGAGAGUGACAAUAGAAAUUGUCGUUGUGCAAAAUGUCAAGUCUCUGCCACACCCAGCAAAAUAUGGGGAGAGCUUCGCGUGUUGACAGUCUCACACGUGGUGUUUGAUGACAGUGAGGUGAGACAGACCAGGUGUGUUUUAGGUUUUGAUGACAAUAAAAGUCCAGUAGUCACUCUUGAUGGCUGGGAGAUGAGGGGAAGGGUGGACAUUGCAAGGGACUGGUGUGUGUUUGCCUGUGCCUCUUGUGAGUCAGAAGCUUUGUUUGAUGAACUGGACAAUUUGUGUCAACGCUUUUCGGAUCUAUGUGAGAAAGCAGAACAUAAAUACAGAUUUAAUGAUGAAGACAAAUUGAUUAUUAUUGUGUCACAUCCCCACGGCUGUCCUAAAUACGUCUCUGUAGGCGAGUGGACAAGCAAAUAUGAGAGAAACGGCUAUCUGACCAGGUACUGGUACACGGCAAGUACAUGUCCAGGCUCCAGUGGAGCGCCUCUCUACAGACUGGGGUAUGAAGGAUGGGUCUAUCAACAUCCCCACUGUGGAUCCGACACUGAAGGAAAUUAUAGUGGGGAGUUGUAAGGCAUAUGUAAGGCAUAAUAUAGACCAACACAUUCUUGAAAAUGUAUUGUUAGUAAACUGUUAUUUUAAUGUUAUUAAUGUAAACGUUUUUUAAAUUUAGAUUAUUAAAAAUCAAUCUUUAUUAUUGAUAUCUACUUGUUUAUUGAAGGACAUACAUUUAAAGCAUUUUUUUAGCACUUUUGUAGUUUAUACAUCGACUUGGUAUCUUUAACACGUUUUUUUUGUAAAUAAAAUAUUUUGCUAGUUAAUACAUGUAGGCUAUACAUAAGACUAAGACAAGAGAGGGUUAAUAAUAACAACGAUUUUGCCUUCUUCAGUGUAUGUGUAGAUCUACGAAACAUGUCCAUAG